This is a messenger RNA of Contarinia nasturtii (swede midge), 2480 nucleotides long. It is a transcript of the gene RhoGAP71E, whose product is annotated as unconventional myosin-IXa. Gene Ontology annotation, biological process: signal transduction. The coding region runs from base 670 to 2250 and encodes 526 amino acids. Gene Ontology annotation, molecular function: GTPase activator activity. The record is from RefSeq and is a predicted model, not a curated record. The transcript is spliced from 11 exons. Lineage: Eukaryota; Metazoa; Arthropoda; Insecta; Diptera; Cecidomyiidae.
UUCAUUAAAUUACUUUAAAGUUAUCUGAACACAAAAAAAAGUCAAUAUCGAUAGAUUAGUUCAAAAAAAAAAAAAAUUGUUAGCCACCGGACGGACAUACACAAAAAAAAGUUAUUAUUAUCUCAAAAGGAAAAGCACCUGAACGAUACUAAAAAACAGUGUUUUCUAUCGAAUGAAUGAAUUAUAAAAAUGAAAUGAUGCGAACGAAUGUUAGACUGUGUAGUCUGGAAUUCAAAAUCAUAUCGAUGAUCAUCAAUUUCAAUUACGAAUAGUAUUAAUGUUAACGACCCACCGAUUUUCGACAUUAAGACGGCGAAUAAUAAACGAUGAAGAAAAUUCACAAAACAUCGACAACGGAACAGCAAUUCGUCGAUCGUCAAAUAUGAGAAGACAUGAAACAGCUAAACUAUGUAAAAUUCAAUCGAUCACCAGCAAAAGAAUUCUGAAAAAAAAUUCAAAUAAAUGGUCGAAUUGUUGAGAGCGCUUGAUUUUGCGGAGAAGUAACGAGUAUGUUAAAACUGAAUUGAAAUAGAAUCGUAUUCAGUGGCAAGAAGAAAAGAAAUAAGUAAACGCAUACACACAAACACACACAAAACAAUUACAAACUGGAUUGUUUAAAAAUUGAAUGAAAUAUACUCUGAGACUGAGAAGAAAAACGAUAUUUGUGCGAUGGGAACUUGGCAAGGAACUUGGGCACAAAGAAUGCACAGCGUUGUAACAUGUGGUCAUGGUCAUCCUGGCGGUGUGCCGUAUCCCCAUCGAUUAGAAAAAGUUAAAUUCGGUGUAACGCUUGACGAAGUAUGCAAACCAGACAUUCCCGGUCCAUUACUAGUACUAAUUUUAAAAUUAAAUAAGGAAGCACCGAGCCGAAAAGAUGUUUUUCGCGCUCCAGGUCAUCAAGGUGCUAUGAAAAAGCUUAUACACUUUUUACAAGCUGGACGCUUGGUCAAUGUCGACAACUAUUCCGUAUAUACGAUAGCUAGUGUUUUAAAGAAAUUCCUGCGCAAAAUUCCAAACGGCAUUUUUGGACGUGAAGUAGAAUCAGCAUUAUUUAAAAUCAUCGAAAUCGAAGACGAAGUUGAGCAACAAACAAAAAUCCAUAGAUUAAUAACAUCUCAACCGAUUUACACGCAGCGAUUAUUGAUUUUAUUAUUUGGUACAUUCCGGGUCAUAGCAAGUAAUUCUGAACAAGUGGGCACUGGUAUGAGCAGCGAAGCCAUUGGAGUGAGCGUUGCUCCCAGUUUUUUUCAGUCUUGCGUUAGCGAUGGAAAAACAGCAAGAAUGGAAGAUGUGUUGCGUUAUAAGGUCGCCACAAGAAUAAUGAAGCAAAUUAUUGAUCAAUUUGCAUCAUUCGAUUUAUUUGGCCGUGAUAAUUAUGAAUACUAUGCACGCGUUACGGGCCGUGUGUUACGCGUUCAAGAUGAGUGGAUUUGCAGUUUUCGAUAUCCAGCACUUCCCGGAGAUCAUGAAGAAUCACAAUCAUCGUGGCAAAAAACUUGGUUACAAUGUCAAUGCGAUCGAUGGGUACUGAAUCAAGAAGAAUCACAAUCAACGCCGGCACUUUUGUCUGCAACGACUUCAAAUGUUUGCAAUAGUUCUGUAUCGUUGGGAAUAAUACCAGAACACACGCUUCUUGAAUCAUGUGCACGUCUUUCUGUUUCGCUAGAAGGUCCCAGUAUUUUUACGAAUCGAUCACAUUCAUCAUCUUCGCACUCAUCACAUUCCAGUCAAUUACAGCAUAAUAUGACUUUAGAUGAGUUAAGAGCGGUCAAUCGAUACGCCGAAAGCACAAAGUCACUUUCUUAUUUACCUCAGGUACAUGAACGACAGACAGCUAGAAUGCGAACUCGUUCUGAAUGGUUUCUUGGUUGCGGUGGUUCGCUUAACUCUGAAAUGAAUCUUUCCAACAUAGAGUCUACCAACACUGGCGACGAUACUAGGGUUGGUUUAAGUGCAAGCUCUGAGUCAAUCUAUCAAACAAAGAGUAGUCGCAGCAGGGGAAAUUCAAUCCGACACCGUCCUCAUCGUGUAUCAUCACGUCGCAAUAAAGAGAAUGGGUCUGGUAGUCGAAGAAAUCGAAUACAAUUAGCAAUUAAUGAUAGUGUAAAAAAUCUUGGCAACACACCGAAAAAUACAAGCGGCAACAGUAGUGGCACCAAUGACGACAAAAUAUUAAAGGUAAAUUUUGAAAAUAAUAGUCCAAUUAUGGAUAGAACACAAAAUAAAACACAUGUGGUGUCAUUCGAAUAGACACAAAUUACAAAUUAACACUUAUGCCACUGGAUGCAGAGCCGUAUUGAACACGAUGACAAUUAUUGAAAAGUGCUGAUAUCACGACUCGUAAUUUACGAACAACAUGAAUUAGAAAAUACUCACGAUUUGAAAUGAUGAAAAUGUCUAAUUAAAUACUAAACAAUGAUCGAUUUUAUGAAUAAUAAAGAGUCACCACAAUUUGUUUGCCAAUUUAUUUGAUCAGUCAG